Molecule: messenger RNA, 5520 nt
Organism: Argiope bruennichi
Lineage: Eukaryota; Metazoa; Arthropoda; Arachnida; Araneae; Araneidae
Gene: Kpc2
Product: ubiquitin-associated domain-containing protein 1-like
Exons: 11
Coding region: 111-1469 (452 amino acids)
Molecular function (GO): protein binding
Source: RefSeq, a predicted model, not a curated record
AAGCGCAAGCGCAAAAUAAUAAAAACAGCUGUUUCUGGAAUUGCUGUUUACAGAUAUGUACAGGAUUCCGUAAUACAUAUUUAUUACAUGCGAAAAUAAAAAUUACAGUUAUGUAUGUCGUCGAUACCUCUUUAGGAAGUAUUGAAACGAUGAAAAUAACCGUAAUUAAUUCAACUGGGGCCUAUUGGGUCGUAGAUGUUUUACCAGAAUUUACCAUAGAUAAAUUAAAAUUAAUGGCAUUAAGUCACUUUUUUAAUCCAUUAGAUAGUAUAAAAGUCUCCGAUAGGUAUAAAUUAAUUCUUGUCUCUCAGAAUCGACCUCUACCAGAUGAAAGCACUAUUCGAGAUGAAGAAAUUCGAGAGAAUGAUGAACUGCUAUUGUUGAAAAGAAGACAUUUAAUAGUACCAAUGGGGGAAUCUCAAGAAGAGAAAGAAGAAAAGUGCCGUGGUCCUAUUGAAUCUGAGAUACAGAAGGAAACCAGUGGUAUUCAUCCUAAAAAUUUGGAUGCAGUUGUUGAAAAUCCAUCAGUGCCUGUUGAUUUUCACACGGAGCUUCGAAAAAUACUUGUCUCUCUUGUGAAAGUAUCUGAGAAGCUGCUGCGAUAUCAUCCUGAAGUUGUAGCAUUAUUCAAAGAGAUGGCAGAAGAGGAAGGAAAAGAAGAUGAGCCAUCUGUGGAUAAAGCGUCAUUAAAGCAAUUGACUGAUAUGGGAUUUGGCCAGAGCCAAGCUGUUGAAUCUUUAAGACAAAACAGCAAUGUUUCAGAUGCAAUGGAUUGGCUUUUGGCGCAGUCAGCACAUGAUGUUAAUGCUCCUGUUGCAACACCUGCAGCAAAAACAAAUUCAUCUCCUGUACAUGUUAGAAAAUUUUCUGUUCCAAAAUUUAGUGUAUCAAAAUUAGUGGACAAAUGUACAAGUGAUAAAUCUUCUGAGAAAGCAUCUUCCUCUGAUAAAUCUUCUGCAUCUACAUCUCAAAAACAGGAUGCAGAAGUACCUAGUACUUCUCAAGGAACUUCUGCACCUAGUGGAGAACAAAGUAGAAUAGUUGAAAUGAUUCGCUGUUUCCGUGCAUAUAAACGGAAAGUGUUUAGACCUAGUAGUGCUGCUCUAGCUAACUUGAAAGAAAUGGGUUUUGCUGAAGCAGAUAUUUUAGAUGCCUUAAGAAUAAAUGGAAAUAAUCAAGAUACAGCUUGUGAUUGGCUUCUAAGUGAUAAGAAGCCUAAUUUUGAAGACGUUGAAGAAGGCCUAGACCCAGAUGGCCCAAUUUAUAAGUCAAUAAUGUCUAAUCCAGUUGUACAGCUUGGUUUAAGUAAUCCUAAAACUUUUUUAGCUCUUCUACACAUGUUAGAGAAUCCUACGAGUGCCUGUCGUUGGUUGAGUGAUCCUGAUACGGCUCCCAUACUUAGUCAGAUUUUCCGCAUCUAUCAUGCAGAAAAGCAUUCACUACAGCUGGCAAGGCCUUUUCCCCAGUAAUAUUUAUACAUGAUUGAUCCAUUGGUCUUUUAUAUCUGCUAAGUCUGUCUUUUAAAAUAAAGUUUUGUGUUUAUAAUGUUGUAUACUAUUCUAAUGAGCAAUAAUUUACAGCUAUCUAAUUUUCUGUUAUUUUCCUAUCUAAAAUUUGUUCAAUUCUUGCAUAUUUUUUGCAUUAUUUAUAUUCAAUUUUUAUCUAUUUUUAUGAUCUUUAAAAAUGUAUAUAUAUACACCAGAAAACAGAACAAAAACUGAAAGUUUUGUUAAAAGCUUUGGGAAUAAUAUUAAUUUUAUUGACCUCUGUGCUAAAUGCAUGAAAGUAUUGAAGUUAUAACUAAAAAAGAAAUGCAUUUCUUACAUUUAUUUACAUUACAAUACUGAAUUGUUAUUAAAUUUUAUACUAAUGUACUUUAUUCUGCUUGAAAUGUAUCUUUCAAAAAAUAUGAGAAAUGCAAUAUUUUGUCAUACCCACUCCUUCCUUAACAUUUUAAUAUUUCUCUGCAAAAAUUGAUUAUUAAAAAAAGAAUACUGUAAUAAAAAAUAUUUUUCUAGGUCAUUUUAAAUGAAGUUCGUGUGGUUAUUAUUUAUUUUAUGAUUUCAAAUUUUUGAAUUGGAAAAAAAAAACAAAAAAAACAUGAUAGAAAUGGUGUGAUAAAAAAUUUUUCCACCCCAAAAUGAUUUACGAAUUGAAAAAAUUUAUAAAUUACUUAACAAUUUAAAGUCCCAGAAAAAUUUAUUACAUAUGAUAAAAAUUAAAUCAGUAUAGUAAAAGUGUUGUUAUAAAAAAAUAUUUCAUUAUUCUUGCUUGAAUUCCUUGGUUUUCUUGAUUAGUAAAGAUUAUAUAUUAAAAAUUCAUAGUUUUAUAUAUUAAAUAGUUAUGAAAUGUUCUAAAAAAUUUAUGUGGGUUUUUUCAUUUUUAUUUUAAUUGAAUUGAAUAAAAUGGAAAUAGACUGAAAUAAAAUUAUUAUAUUUAAUUGUCUGAGGUUAUUGAAUUCCGUGCCCUGUUUAUCCCUUUGGAUUUGAGAGAAGGGAUUAUUAUUUCAGGUAAAUUUGUCAUUUUUUUCUCACUGCAAUAUGACCAUAAUUCUGUUAAUAUUUUCAGUUUUAUUAUUGCAAUAAUGUUCUUGCAAAUUAAGAAUUCACUGAAAAUACUAUUGAUUUUUUUUAAUGUAAAAUGUUUAAAAACUGUGUUUGGGGAAAAAAGUUAUUAGAAGAAUUUAUUAAUAAUUUUAUAAAAUGUUAUCUCAUUGUGAUUAAAAAAAUAAAUUAAAUGUAGCUUUUGUCUUUGUGUAAAAUUUUCAUAUUGUUUAAUGGGUGUGAAUAAAAUCAACAAUCUAAGUCAUUUUUAUUCAUGUUCUAAUAUGUAGUGAUAUAUUUUUAUGACAUUUAAUACUUUAUUUAACUAAUUUAUGUUUGUUGACUGGAAUUCUCGUUAAUGAAAAGUGUUGAAUUAGUAAGAACUGGCUUAUGUUAUUACUUUUAGUUUUUUUCUGCAUUUACUGCAUAUAUAGCUUCUUUGGUUUGCUUAUGUUUUCAUUUAUUUUGCUGAAAGAUUUCAACAAAGUACUUUGCAACCCUAAAUCAGUUGCUUUUCUCUCCCUCCCUUGCUCAAUGUUUCUUUAAACUUUGAAACUGUUUUUAUUUUUGAGCAAUGCCCCAAAGCUAUGUAAUAUGGAAAAAAGCAUAACACUGUUUAAACCAUAAUUUGCUCAUUGUUUAUCAAUUCCAUGCCAAUAAACCAAAUUAUUAUUAGAGAGCUAAGAUAAUUAUUAAAUUUGUAUAUUAUUGAAAAGAAUCCCUGUAUUUUUUCUGCAAAUUAAUAGAUAAAUUAUUUUUGAAAUUAUAGAUAUCAAUAUUAACUAAUAUUGAUUAUAUAUAUAUAUAUAUAUAUAUAUAUGAAUGUAAGUUCUCAAGGAACUUGUAAGUUUGAAUUUUGUGAUAUGUUACUUACUCUACCAUAAAUUUUCAAUGGUAACAUUAUUUCAAGGUGAACAAUCUAACUGAAAUAUACUUAUGGAUAUUGUUUUAUGUGUUCUACUAAUUAUUAUUUUUUGAAAAUCUUUUAUUGCUUUCAAAUCUUCAUACUUUUAUUAAUCUGUAGUAGACUGAAUAGCAAAAUUGAAACAUUAUACCAAAAUUAUAAGUAAAAUAUACUUUUGUUAGACCUUUUAAAUAGAAUAUUAACUUUUUUUUAUCUAGUUUGUGAUAUAUUCUAACAAUGUUUCAAAAAUAAGUUUUUUGCAUAAAAAUAGAAUAAAUUUGAAAAGGAACUGUAAUGAUCUUGUUCUGUGUAUUUCAAGUGCAAAAGAACCAUUUAAAUCUGUUUCUAAUUUUGAAAUUUUCAUAUGCUGUAAAGCAUGAUUCGAAUAAAUAUCAAGGUACUCUUUCUUUAGCUAUCCAGUCCUAUUUUCUAUGAUUUUUUUGAUUUCUUAGGAUUACUGUGUCCUGUUUUGCAAUUUCUACUUUGCAAUAAAAAAUUACAGUCCUAGUUUCUUUUAGAUGCAUGUACAUUUGUGUACAUUAAAUCUAUAAAAACUAAAUCUUUCUAAUAUUGAUGCCAUUUUAACUCAUGUGCCAUAUAAUCAUAAUUUUAAAUUGUUUUUUUCUCCAGUAGCUACUUAUGGAUGACUUAAGAGCAGAAUUGCUUUCAUGAUUCAUUUACUUUCAAAACAUAUUUUUCAUAUGUAUUUGGAAACAAUUGUUGUUGUUUGGUAAAUAAUAAUUCUGUUUCUUUUAGAUAAUAAAAUUACAGCUUAGCUUAGGUUUAAAAUCCAGAUUUUGAUGCUGUGAUUGUUGUUGUUAUUAGUUCAUAUGAAGUUGAUUGUUUAAAGUAUUGCAUGAACACUUAAAGAUUUAUAAUUUUUGAGUGGUUCCUUUGAUAUUCCUUUUCCCUUUGUUAUUGAUUUUAUAUCUUGCCAAUUUUUGGAAAGUUGUUUUUUGGAUUUAUUUAGGAAAUCUUGAUUUCAUACAUGUUUUUUGCAUUAAAAUUCUCAAAUGCUUUAAUCUUGUGCAAAAAAAAAAAAAAAAAAAACACUCAAAUGAUCAGUGGAAAAUACUUGUACAAAUAUGUUAAUUUUAUUAAUUUUUUUUUAUUAUUUUUAAUCAGCUGUGAAAAUGUUAUAUAUUUAGAAAAAAAGGGAGAGACUUUUGCCCAAUUUUUCUUAAUGAUUUUAAUAAUCUUUUUAAUACUAAAAAUAUUUAAUCUUCCUUAAUGAUUUUUUAGAAAUAUAUAGUAUAAAAUCUUUACGGAUUACAAUCAAAAUAAUUAGACUAGCAGUAAGAGUACUAACUUUUUUUAAAAAAAAAAAUUCUUUAAUUGUUUAAAGUAUUGAUUUUUGCUGCACUUUUUGCUAAUAAACCAUUAUUUAACUACAAUUUUUUUUUCUAAGACAUUUUAGAUGAAAUCUUCAGCAAGUAUAAGUUUCAUUGAUCUUCAGCAUAAAAAUGUCAGUGAAAACUUCAAGGUCAUUAUCUCAUUAGUAUUUUAAAGCAUUUAUUCUCAAAUUUUAUUCACUUUAAAACAUAUAUCACUGUAGUCUGUUGCCUUAAAUUCCAUAGCGAAAAAUAAAUAAUAUGCAUUAUACUGCCACUGCUUGCCUAUAACUUAUCAAAUUAAUUCAGUGUUGUAUGUAUAUGUAUAUAUAUUUUAAAUGUAUAUAAAUGUUCAUAACUAUUUUGCGUUCAUUUACUCUGUAUAAUAGAUAUUUGCAAAUAUUAUGCUAUUUUAUGACAAAACCUUCUAUUAAAAUAUUACAGCUUUCUACAGCAAAGAAUGACUUGUGAUGGCAAUAAUUUUUUCUAUGUGAUUGACUGUUUGCUGGAUAAUUUAGUUAAUUGUAUUGUUCUACCUAUCUAGUCUGUAACUAAUGUGAAAAAAAAAAAAGCUUUUUCCAAAGUUUUUUUUCUUGUUAGAAAGAUCUUUCCCAGAUUUAUUAGUUCUGUGUUAAGCAUAUUUAUUGAACAUUACAGUGUUUUAAAAAGUGAAACUGUAUAAUUUAGUUCAUAAAUAAAUCAUUGUGAUAUUUAUGAUUUGUUGCAGUAAAAUUGUUAAUAU